UCUGAACAAUUAAUAUAAUCUUUUCUUGUUUAUAACCAAGUAAGGUGAAAUGUUCUAGAUAAAUUUCUAUAAAAAUUAACAAGUUUUGUGAAUCAUUCCUAAUCAUUGAUUUUUCUACGUUAAUAAAAAAAAAAAAAAUAAAAAUGCCAUUAAGAUUAUAUAAAAGCAGUAAGUUAUAAGCCUCUAGAGUCUAUACACGAUAUAUCUAUAUAUUAUAUAUUGAAAUCUAAUAUAAUUUAUUUAAUAACAUAGCCAUGUAUUCGAUUAGUGACGAUGGUAAAAUAUCAAAUGAUUUGUCUACUAAUUCCAAAUUAAUGACAAGAUUUAAUUGCAAAUCUAAUCACAUGAAAAUUAUAAAACGAGAACGUCUUACCGGUGGAGCAGAUAUCAAUGAAAGUGUAGAAAAUUCGGUAGAAAAUAACGUAGAACCUACAGCUUCCAUAGAACCUGAAGCUUCCAUAGAACCUGAAGCUUUCAUAGAACCUACAGUUUCCAUAGAACCUGAAGCUUCCAUAGAACCUACAGUUUCCAUAGAACCUGAAGCUUCCAUAGAACCUGAUGCUUCCAUAGAACCUGUCGUAGAAUCAACUAAAGAACAUUCUAAAAAUGAUCAUGAAGAAUCUAAACAAUUUCCUAUACAAGAAUCAGGUUUGAGCGACAAUCAAAUGGAUCUUACAAGUGGUCCAUGCUGCGUUUGUGCAACACAUUUAAUAAACAAUACUAAGAUCAAUGAAAUAAUUGAUUAUGCUCAUCAAAAUCUUCAAGAUGCCGGCAAAGCAUUAGCAACAUUAGGAGAGAACUUCGAACACGGUUUAAAGUUGGCGAUCGUCGACGUACUAGGAAGAAUUCAACAAUGGAGUACCACGGUACAAAAUAAGUUAGACAUUUGCAAAGGAGAUAUAGAACGUUUACAAGGAGAAUUAUUAUCACAGAUGUGUGCAAUUACUGAUAAGGAAAAUAAAAUAAAGGAGCUUAAUAAACAGAUUGCAGAUCUUAUGGCUGAAAUUAAUCGACUUAAGCAACAACUUGCUGAAUGCAUGGCUGCAAAAGAAAAAUAUUUAGAAAAACAGAAGCAAAUUGAAAAAACAAUAAAGAAAGGAAACGUUGACGAUUCUGUUGAAAAUCCUGUUGAAGAAGUAACUGAAGAUUUCUCAAUGGCAAAAAAAUUAAAAACGAAAAAUUCACCAAUAGCAAAAAUAUCAAAAACGGAAGAUUUUCCAAUAGAAAAAUCAAUCGAAAAAAAUAGAAAAAUUGAAGAAAUGAAGAGGACAAAAGUACAAACACGUGAGAAGGAUAAGGAAAGAAAGAGACGUGAGAUAGAGUUGGAAUGUGAGAUAGGAUGUCUUAGAAAGGAAAAUGCAAGAUUGAUGAAAGAAAAAAUCGAUUAUGAGAAUGCUAUACAGCGAGCAUUAUUACGUGGAGUAUCAUCUCUUAACGUAGAAGCUUUGAGAGUAUUACGUUGUCCACCAAUACCAUGUUGUAGUCCUUGUGCUCCAUGUCCAAUGUCCUUUAUACCAACUACGUACGAAGACACUGUUCCAUGUCCAGUAAAAAUGAAAAGACCUUGUCCAGCACGUCCAGCAAGUAAAGAAUAUUGUAAUAGAUAUGGAAAUGGAAAUGAAAAUGAAAAUGAAAAUGAAAAUGGAAAGAAUUGGAAAUACAAUUAUUGUGAUUCCAUGAUCAAACAGCUUUGUGCGAGUCCCUGUUGUCCUGCAGGAAAAAAUCGACAAAAUUCUGACAAUAGCAUGUACUUUCUCUUGCAUCAAGGUGAUGCCGAAAACGUAUGCAGAACAAACGAAAGAUUAUCGCCACGUCCAUGUGGUUCACCGAUUAUGAAGAAAGUUGAAAUACCUCCAUGUUCAAGAUUUACAAGAUUAUGAUAAUAUACUAUUAUCAUAUUGUUUUAUUACUAUACAAUAAUUGAAGGGAUUAAGAAUUGAUAAACGACAACCGAUUUAAAAUAUAAAUAUAAUUUUAUAUAAUAUAUAUCACCAGAAAAAUAUUAUAAAUAUUAAACGUUCGUUUUUUUCUCUUUUUUUUUUUUUUUUUCUUUUUUUUUCAUAAAUAAUCA
Messenger RNA from Vespa mandarinia (Asian giant hornet), 2071 nucleotides. RefSeq lists its product as uncharacterized. The record is from RefSeq and is a predicted model, not a curated record. Lineage: Eukaryota; Metazoa; Arthropoda; Insecta; Hymenoptera; Vespidae.